AUGGCGCCCGCGCCUAUCUCCGCCGCCGCCUUCUUCUUCUCCGUCGUCGUCAUCGUCUUCUUCAUUUUUCUCGAUGUCAUGAUACCGGCUCAUGCGUCGAGUGACCGUUCCGCGCUUAUGAUCUUCAAGUCCGGCGUGUCCGGUGACCCCAAUGGCGCGCUCGCCGACUGGGGAUCACCCGACGUGUGCAAUUGGACUGGUGUCUCCUGCGACACGCCGAGGCGGCGCGUCGUUAGGUUGAUGCUACGCGAUCUGAGGCUCUCCGGUGAGGUCUCCGGCGCGCUCGGCAACCUCUCCCACCUUGGUAUACUCGAUCUCUCCGGGAACCACUUCACCGGCGAAGUGCCGCCGGAGCUCGGGGGCCUCUCCAAGCUGCAGCAGCUCAGCCUUGGCAACAACCUCUUGGAGGGUGCGAUUCCGGUGGAGCUCACGCGGAUGUCGAGCUUGAGCUACCUCAACCUCGGCGAGAACAACUUCUCCGGCCACAUCCCGGCGGCCAUCUUCUGCAACUUCUCCUCCUUGCAGUACAUUGACCUCUCGUCCAACUCGCUCGACGGCGAGAUCCCCAUUGAUUGCCCGCUCCCCAACCUGACGUUCCUCGUCCUGUGGUCGAACAACCUCGUCGGCGGGAUCCCCCGCUCGCUGUCGAACUCGACGAAGCUCAAAUGGCUGCUGCUGGAGUCCAAUUACCUCUCCGGCGAGCUCCCCGCCGACGUGUUCGGCAACAUGAGGAGCUUGGAGCUUCUGUACAUGUCGUUCAACUACCUCAGGAGCCCAGGGAACAACACCGAUCUCGAGCCGUUCUUUGCCUCUCUGGCCAACUGCACAAGCUUGAGGGAGCUCGGUGUCGCCGGCAACGAGCUCGCCGGCGUGAUCCCUCCGCUGGUCGGCCGCCUCAGCUCCGGCCUCACGCAGCUUCACCUCGAGUACAACAGCAUCCUCGGCGCGAUCCCGGCGAACCUCUCCAACCUCACCAACCUCACGGCUCUCAACCUGUCGCACAACCUCCUCAACGGCUCCAUCCCUCCGGCCAUCGCCGGCAUGCGACGGCUCGAGCGGCUGUACCUAUCCGACAACCUGCUCUCCGGCGAGAUCCCGCCGUCGCUUGGCGUGAUCCCGCGGCUGGGGCUCGUCGACCUCUCGAGGAACCGGCUCACCGGCGGCAUCCCGGCCACGCUCUCCAACCUCACCCAGCUCCGGCUGCUCGUCCUGCAUCACAACCACCUCGCCGGAGUCAUCCCUCCCAGCCUCGCGCAGUGCGUAAACCUACAGAAUUUCGAUCUUUCUCACAACAUGCUGCGAGGCAAGAUCCCUGAAGAUUUGUCGGAGCUGAGCGGAUUGCUUUAUCUGAAUCUUUCGAGCAAUCUGUUGGAAGGGACGAUCCCGGCGACCAUCGGCAAGAUGGUGAUGCUGCAGGUGCUCAACUUGUCGUCGAACCGGCUCUCCGGCGACAUCCCGCCGCAGCUCGGCGGCUGCGUCGCGCUCGAGUACGUCAACCUCUCCGGAAACGCGCUGGAUGGCGGCCUCCCCGACACCGUCGCCGCGCUGCCGUUCUUGCAGGUUCUUGACGUGUCCUACAAUGGCCUCACUGGAGCUCUGCCUCCGGCGCUGGGGACGGCGGCGUCGUUGCGGCGGGUCAAUUUCUCGUACAAUGGGUUCUCCGGUGAGGUGCCGACUGAUGGCGCCUUCGCGAGCUUCCCUGCAGACGCGUUCCUCGGCGACGGUGGGCUGUGCGGGGUGAGGCAUGGCAUGGCACCGUGCGGCGGCGGCGGCGGAGAGAAGCGCCGCGUGUUUCAUGACCGGCGCGUGGUGCUGCCGAUUGUUAUCACGGUGGUUGGCUUCGUGCUGGCUAUUCUCGGCGUCGUCGCGUGCCGUGCGGCGGUGAGAGAGGAGAUGAGGCGAGACGCGCGCCGGUCAAUGCUGCUCGCAGGCGGCGUCGGCGACGAGCCGGGCGAGAGGGACCACCCGAGGAUCUCGCACCGGGAGCUCGCCGAGGCGACGGGCGGCUUCGAGCAGUCGAGCCUCAUCGGCGUCGGGCGGUUCGGGCGCGUCUACGAGGGUACGCUCCGCGACGGCACGCGCGUCGCCGUCAAGGUGCUCGACCCGAAGAGCGGCGGCGAGGUCUCCCGGAGCUUCAAGCGGGAGUGCGAGGUGCUGCGGCGGACGCGCCACCGGAACCUGGUGCGCGUGGUGACCACCUGCAGCCAGCCGGACUUCCACGCGCUCGUGCUCCCCCUCAUGCGCAACGGCAGCCUCGAGAGCCGCCUCUACCCGCGCGACGGCCGCCCCGGACGCGGCCUCGACCUCGCCCAGCUCGUCGCCGUCGCCGGCGACGUCGCCGAGGGGCUCGCCUACCUCCACCACUACGCGCCCGUCCGCGUCGUGCACUGCGACCUCAAGCCGAGCAACGUCCUCCUCGACGACGACAUGACGGCCGUCGUCGCCGACUUCGGCAUCGCCAAGCUGCUCAAGAACGUCGACACCACCAACUCCGGCAGCAUCGCCGCCGCCUCAUCUGAUCCUUGCAACUCCAUCACCGGAUUGUUACAAGGUUCAGUCGGCUACAUUGCACCAGAGUAUGGAUUAGGAGGGCAUCCAUCUCCACAGGGCGACGUGUACAGCUUCGGCGUGAUGAUGCUCGAGCUGAUCACCGGCAAGAGGCCGACGGACGUCAUCUUCCACGAGGGCCUCACGCUGCACGACUGGGUCAGGCGCCACUACCCGCACGACGUCGCCGCCGUGGUGGCGCGGUCGUGGCUGACGGACGCGGCGGCGGUGGACGGCGCCGCCGCCGCCGUGGGCUACGACGACGUCGUGGCCGAGCUGAUCGACCUCGGGCUCGCGUGCACGCAGCACUCGCCGCCGGCGCGGCCGACCAUGGUGGAGGUGUGCCACGAGGUCGCCCUCCUCAAGGAGGACCUCGCCAAGCACGGGCACGGCGGCGUGGACAUUUUGACGUGCCUUUGA
Oryza brachyantha (malo sina) is the source of this 2967-nucleotide messenger RNA. Its product is annotated as putative leucine-rich repeat receptor-like serine/threonine-protein kinase At2g24130. Gene Ontology annotation, molecular function: protein kinase activity; protein binding; ATP binding. Lineage: Eukaryota; Viridiplantae; Streptophyta; Magnoliopsida; Poales; Poaceae. The record is from RefSeq and is a predicted model, not a curated record. The transcript is spliced from 4 exons. Bases 1 to 2967 code for a protein of 988 amino acids. Gene Ontology annotation, biological process: protein phosphorylation.